Messenger RNA from Gekko japonicus, 1557 nucleotides. Its product is annotated as lamin-L(III)-like. NCBI's taxonomy places the organism in Eukaryota, Metazoa, Chordata, Lepidosauria, Squamata, Gekkonidae. The transcript is spliced from 11 exons. The annotation marks the transcript as partial. The record is from RefSeq and is a predicted model, not a curated record.
GGGGGCCUCCUGCAGCGGCGCUACGAGGGCGAGCUGGCCGAGCUGCGCCGCCUGCUCGACGACCAAGCCGCCAAGCGCGCCGCCCUCCAGCUGGAGCUGAGCGCCCUCCGCGACCAGCACCGCCAGCUGCGCGACAGGAAUUGUAAGAAAGAGAACGACUUGAGCCUGGCAGUUGCUCAGAUACGGGACUCAGAUGCUCAGCUCCGGUCCAGGGAGGCUGACUUGGCCACAGCUUUGAGCAGACAGCAGAGCUUGGAAAAGGAUCUUCAAGAGUCAGAGGACCAAAUAACCUCCCUCAAGAAGACGGUGAAAGAUACUAAAAACCAGCUUCAGAAUGAGAGGCUGAAGGGGAUUGAUCUGGAAAACCAAACGCAAACAUUGCAAGAACAAAUGAUGUUCCUGAGAAACCUUCACAGAGAUGAACUUAAAAGGAAGAAGAGCUUUUAUGAGAGUAAGAUAAAAGAAAUAGAGUCUGGCCGUCAGCAGGAGUUCCAGAGUAAACUCCUGGAUGCCCUCCAAGCACUCCGGCAAGAGCAGGAACAUCAGAUUGAGGCCUACAAAGAGCAGGUGGAGCGGAAAUUUGUGUGCAAAGUAGAAAAUGCCCAGUUUUCUGCUGCAAAAAACAGUGAUUUUGCCAACACUACCCAGGAGGAGCUCAAGAAAACGAAACUGAGAACUGAUUUCUUGACAUCCCAGAAUGCUGCAUUAGAAGCCAGGAUCAGUGAGCUGGAGGCCACGGUAAGGGAGCUGGAGAAGACGAUAGAUGGUGAGCGAGACACGCACAGGAGAUGUGUAGCUGAGAAGAACAGAGAAAUGGCAGAGGUCCAGCAACAAAUGCAAGCUCAGCUGGAAGAGUACGAGCAUCUGCUGGAUGUAAAGCUGGCUCUCGAUCUAGAGAUCAGCGCAUACCGAGCUAUGCUGGAAAGAGAGGAGAAGCGGUUAGGACUGUCCAUGCCCUCCUUGGAAAGUGUCAGCACGCAUUCUACAGCCAGCCGGGGCCGUCUCUUCCUACAGGGAAAUAAAAGGAAACGGACCAUAGUGGAACAGGGAGGCCCCAAGAUUGGUUUCAAGGGAGUCCAGCAUGCUUCAUCUUCAGGAAGCAUCUCUAUAGAAGACAUUGACGUUGAAGGGAAAUUUGUCAGAAUUAAAAAUAAUUCUGCUCAGGAUCAGUCGCUAAGUGGAUGGACACUCAGAAGAGAAGACAGAAAUGAAUCUGACAUGAUGUACCAGUUUCCGACAGGAUUCACUCUUCAGGCUGGUCAAAAAGUUACAAUCUGGCGCUCCAGAGAUGAUCUCCAGGAAAUUGGCUUGACCCUUGUCUGGAAAUCCCAGAAGUCAUGGGGAAGUGGAGAGAAUGUCAACAUCACGCUCCUUAAUGCCGAAGGGGAAGAAACUGCAGAAAGAACGAUCAUCUAUGCUGAAAGAGAAGGAGGCGGCUUCACAAAAUGGAAGCCACAUCUGUCCAAUCAUGUAGGUGGUCAACAUCAGCAGAAGCUUCCUUCAGCUAAAAACCUGUGCUCUGCCAUCUGCCAAGAAUUCUUUUCAGAUGACGUAUGA